Musca domestica (house fly) is the source of this 2294-nucleotide messenger RNA. It is a transcript of the gene hook, whose product is annotated as protein hook. Gene Ontology annotation, cellular component: cytoplasm; centrosome. Bases 146 to 2143 code for a protein of 665 amino acids. The transcript has a single exon. Lineage: Eukaryota; Metazoa; Arthropoda; Insecta; Diptera; Muscidae. Gene Ontology annotation, molecular function: dynein light intermediate chain binding; microtubule binding. The record is from RefSeq and is a predicted model, not a curated record. Gene Ontology annotation, biological process: cytoskeleton-dependent intracellular transport; cytoplasmic microtubule organization.
UGUUUGCAGAUAGUGUCAGAAACGGGGCCAGUUUGAGGUGUCGUCGUGAGACUUUAUUUUCUCGGUUGCUCUGUUGCAUUAAAUAUUUUUUUAUUUUAUUUAUUAUUAUUAACAACAACACAAGUGUCUUUUUGAAACCAAUAACAUGGGUGAUAUGUGCCAAAGUUUAAUGGAAUGGUUUAAAACCCUUAACUUGCCAGCUCCACAUGAAACAGCCGAGGAAUUGUCAGAUGGUGUGGCAAUGGCCCAGGCCUUAAAUCAGUUCGCUCCUGAGUCAUUCACAGAUACAUGGCUUUCCAAAAUAAAAGUUGAAGUUGGCAUAAAUUGGCGUUUGAAAAUGAGCAACCUAAAGAAAGUCAUAGAGGCUUUAUACGAUUAUUAUGCCGACGUUUUAAACUAUUCUCUGGUGGAAUUUCCUAGACCUGAUGCUAUGCGAAUCGCAGAAAAAUAUGACACCGUUGAAUUGGAACGUCUGUUGCAGCUCAUAUUGGGAUGUGCUGUGAAUUGCUCUUCGAAACAGGACUAUAUACGUGAGAUAAUGCUUUUGGAGGAGUCAUUACAGGCCAAUAUCAUGAAAGCCCUCCAAGAACUUGAGUCUUCCUGCCAGGGAACUUCAAUGUCAAAGAACUCCUUGAAUAUUGCAAAUUUGGAUAACAAAAUGCUGCAAGAAGAUCGGGAUAGAUUGGCCCAAAAGUGUUUUGAACUGGACAAAAAGAUGACUAUUUUGGUUGAGGAGAACACCAAUCUACGAUCAGAGGUAUCUAAGCUACAAGAUGAUAUUAAGAAAUUGGAAUCGGCUCCGGUAAUUGGAGAUGAUGGAGUUUCGCUGGGUCCAGUGAACACUGGAUCAACCCGAUAUCAUGAUAUGCGUAAACAAUUGGAUCAAAUGAAGGAGGAGCUAUUGCAGUCGGAAACGGCACGCGAAGAUCUACGCAUAAAAUCUCAAGAACAAGAGUCGGAAAUUCAACUACUACAACAACGUGUAGAAGAGUUGAACAAAGUCAAUUCUGAGUUUAUAAAACUGAAAGAUGAAAUUGAUGUUCUGAGGGAGACAAAUGAAAAGUUAAAAGUUUGUGAAACUCAAGUGAAGACAUACAAGAAAAAACUUGAAGACUAUACCGAUUUAAAGAAGCAAUUAAAAAUGUUGGACGAACGUAGUGCUGAAUAUUUACAGCAAAAUGCCCAGUUCGAAGAAGAUGCCAAAAAAUGUGCAGCUCUCAAGGGACAAAUCGAUUUGUAUAAAAAAGAAGUCCAGGAUUUGCACACGAAACUGGAAAAGGAAAUAAGCAAUAAUCUGAAAUUGGAGUUUGAAAGCAAAGCUAUGGAGGAAACAAUAUUUUCACUGCAACAGGCCAAAGAAGGGCUGCUGAAGGAAAGAAACAGCUUGAGGGAGGCCUUGGACGAAUUAAGAUGCGGCCAUCUUUCAACCGACUCCGGUGAUGUUACCACAACAAUGUCCAAUGAAUUGCAGCCUUCUGUAUUGAAUGAACGUGUACGAAGACUUGAAAUCGAAAACAAGGCACUGCGCGAAGGCCAAGGAGGCCAGACGGCACUAAUGCAACUGCUAGAUGAUGCCAACAAAAGAAAUAACAAUUUGCGGGAACAACUAAAAGCAGCUACCGAGCGUAUUAUGUCACUUACCCAUUCUUCUGGCGGCGAUGAGGGUACCAAUAAAGCUGGCAAUGCCUCGACGGAGGAAGUAAAACAACUUCUCGAACUGAACGAACAAAAAUCCAGUCAGGUUGAAGAAUAUGCCAAUCAAAAUGCUGGACUUCAGAAUAAAGUUUCCCAACUCGAAGCUGCCCUUGCGGCAAAGGAUCAAGAGUUGUUGGGUCUGGAGACAAAAUAUCGCAAAUGUGUCGAAAGGGCAAAGGAUGUUAUCAAGAAUAUGGAUCCAAGAGCACUAAAUGAGGUGAACUUGGUUGAUAAUAUCCAAGAUUUCACAGACGAUAAGAAGCUUCAAUUUUCUUCAGUUGAGGAGAAUUUAGUGGCGACAGCUUUCUAUAGAUUAGCCAAUAAUACACAGCGUGAUAUAAUUGAUGCCAAACUGGCAAUGCUAUUGGGCCAAGGACAAACAUUUCUGUCACGUCAACGGCAAUCGGGUCCACGUAAACAAUUAACAUCUACAAUUAAAAUGAAAUAAUAUCCCUGUGGCACCUACACCUCUCACAUAGUAUACAUAAUGUAUAGCUCUAUAUGCAAAUAAAUAUUUAUAGUUAUUACAUAUAUACAUAUAUUUAAAAGAAAUAAAAAGUAUUCUUCGUGCAAAAGAAUGAUUGGACCACAACAUCUAA